CCUAAUCAAGGAGCAAAUUUCAAGAGAAAGAGAGAGAGAGAGAGAGAGAGAGAAGAGAGAGAGGGCUCAUUAAGAGAUGGCUAUAAUAAGCUCAAGCAUUGCCACUAAAUUCUCACAUGGGUUGGUGGAGAGGAGAAGAGAGAACCACCCAUCCGAGCAUUUUGGAAGCUUAUUCUUCUUCUUCUGCUCCGACUUUAUACACAGUAGUACUAGAAAAUUAGCACUCAGCCCUACCCAAGCAUUAACUGUUUGUUCUGUCUCCAAGCCAAAACUUAACCACUGCUUGUACCCUUCUUCUUCUUCUUCUUCUUCUUCUUCAACAAUGGAGGAGGAGCAUGUCACAUCUUCGGAUGAAGAAGAGAAGUAUGGCAGAGAACUUGAUAUUGCCAUUAGAGCUGUUCAGAUGGCUUGUGCUCUGUGUCGCAAUCUUCAACAUACCUUAAAUUCUACGAGCACCAAUUACCUUCGUGCCAAUUCCGAGGAGGACAUUUCUCCACUCACCAUUGCAGGUUAUAGUGUGCAAGCAACGGUGAGUUGGGUACUGUCCCAAUCACUCGGCAGUAGAUCAAGUGUCUCCAUCCUUACAGAAGAAGACGCCGCCAUGGACAUGGACCGUCACCUCUCUGAAUCCCUGGUUAAAACUGUGAACGAGUGCCUAGGCCAAGCCCCACGGUUCGGGCUUAAGGGCCCAGAGACGGCCCUUGGGACUCCAGAGGUCCUACAAGCCCUCCGCAGGUGCACCUCGUCCCCCACCCCAAGUGGGACAUUUUGGGCACUUGUCCCUGUUGAUGGGACACUGGGCUUCCUACAGGGAGACCAAUACGCUGUGUCACUUGCCCUAAUAGAGGAAGGGGAGGUUGUGGUAGGGGUGCUAGGGUGCCCUAACUACCCUAUGAAGAAGGAGUGGCUGAGUUAUCAGCAGGGCUACCGUAGCAUACUUGCCAGGUUGAGCUCAGCAUCGGCGCAUGCAUCUGAGAAUGGUUGGGACGACAAAGGGUGUGUGGUGUAUGCGAAGAAAGGCGGUGGGAAGGCUUGGGUGCAGCCACUGCUCCAUGGAAAUAAGAAGAUGAAGUCUGCAAGGGCAGCAAGGGUUAAUUCUUCCAUUGAUGACCUUGAAUCGGCGACCUUCUGUGUACCGGUUGAGAACGCGAAUUGGUGCCACUCCUUCACCGCAGGACUCGCUCACAGUCUUGGGCUUAGAAAGCAACCAAUAUGCUUGAACAGCAUGGUGAGGUAUGCAGCAAUAGCUAAUGGGGAUGCAGAGGUACUGAUGAAGUUUGGAAGGGGAGGAGGACAGAAGGAGAGGCUGUGGGAUCACGCAGCUGGUGUGAUUAUAAUACAGGAGAGUGGAGGUGUGGUCACUGACACAGGAGGCUCUCCACUGAAUUUCUCAAAGGCUGCCCACUUGGAAGAGGUGGACAGGGGAAUCAUAGCCUCUGCUGGUCAGAAACUUCAUGAUAAGGUCAUCACAGCCGUUGAUGCUAGUUGGUUCUCCUCUUGUCUUUGAGCCCAAAUGAAUCAGCAACAAAUAAUUAAGAGUGGCUUUCACAAGAAAAUAAAUAAAGAAAUUAAUCAAAGCUUAGGGUUAAUGUUCAGUUGUCAAAAAUAAUUCCUGUUUUUUCAUCUUUAGUUUUUUAAUAAGAAUAAAAAAGAAAAGAGUGUUGAUCACAGUUGAAGCUUGUGUUGAAAAAUUAGAGAAGAGUAAAAAAUAUAUGUAUAUUUUUUAACUUUUUGAUUGAAAAUAAAUGUUUUUGAAAGAUUAAAAGUGGAACAUAAAAAUUGUUUACUACAACUGAACAACCCUAUGCUAUGCUUUUAGGGAAUCAAAGAUCUCAACAUCGUUACAUAAUUAAUAAAGUGCAGAUGUAAAAGAGACUUGUGGUGGGCAAUGCUACAAGGAAAUGAUGGAAUUGUUGCAUAGGCACAUCCAUGUCUAUCUAUAUGUUUAUUACUUUUGCAAGGACUCCACUCUAUUGUAAAGCAUUUAUGAAGCCAGGUAUAAUUGAAUGUUGUCGUAAGAUGUAAAUUACUUGUAAUGAUUUCGUUUCAACUAGACAUGUGUGAUAUUGCCAUUGGGUAAGUUGACCUUCACAAAAUUUCAGUACAGUUGUAUUUUAUUCUUGAUCA
Messenger RNA from Malania oleifera, 2127 nucleotides. Its product is annotated as PAP-specific phosphatase HAL2-like. The record is from RefSeq and is a predicted model, not a curated record. Gene Ontology annotation, biological process: phosphatidylinositol phosphate biosynthetic process; sulfate assimilation. Lineage: Eukaryota; Viridiplantae; Streptophyta; Magnoliopsida; Santalales; Ximeniaceae. The transcript is spliced from 3 exons. Gene Ontology annotation, molecular function: 3'(2'),5'-bisphosphate nucleotidase activity. Bases 77 to 1507 code for a protein of 476 amino acids.